This is a messenger RNA of Tarenaya hassleriana, 2344 nucleotides long. RefSeq names its product protein DYAD. Gene Ontology annotation, biological process: meiotic sister chromatid cohesion; meiotic cell cycle; reciprocal meiotic recombination. NCBI's taxonomy places the organism in Eukaryota, Viridiplantae, Streptophyta, Magnoliopsida, Brassicales, Cleomaceae. The record is from RefSeq and is a predicted model, not a curated record. Bases 1 to 2046 code for a protein of 681 amino acids. The transcript is spliced from 7 exons.
AUGUACUUGAUAAGCAAUCCGGUAAGAGAAGCCAUCGCCGGAGAUAGUUCAUCGUCACCACCUGUUCGUACGAACGAGACCGUUGCACAUCUAAAAGUAGGCUCCUAUUACGAAAUUGACGUUUCCAGUCUCCCACAGAGAUCGCCAGAACAACUCAGGUUCAUAAGAAUCGCCAUGGUAAGCAAGAUAACAUCAAACCAUGUUUCUCUCCGAUACCCAAGCAUGUACUCACUCCGAUCACACUUUGGCGGAGGCGGGAUGAACCGGAAUAAACCGGAGAAGGGUGACGGUGUUCUUCCCCUUCUGGACGAGAGCCACGCGAUGGGAUCAGAGAUUGCCGGAGAGGUGCUGUACAGAAGAAUCCCACCUGAUGAAGUUUCCAUGAGGAGAAAUUCGCCGAGUUUCUGGGUUUCGGACAUGGACGAUUCUUCGUGCAAGGAGAAGAUCAAUUGGCCAAUAUACACCCGAAGACCCUCUCGCGCAGCUUCGUGGAAAGGAUCGUGCUGGUCUGAGCUUAGGUCGGCUGGGAUGGUCAAUUGGGGAAAGAGACUGCGCGUGCGGUACCAGAGCCGGCAUAUUGACGAGAAGAAGAACGAAGCAGGGAAGGAAGGUCCUGCUGUCAAGAAAGAGGAGGAAGAACAAACUGCCAAAAAGGAUGUGGAGGAAGAAGAUGCUGGUAACGAGACAGAGAGCACUGAUGAAGGGGGAGAGAAGGGAGCAAUUGAUCGUAGGAACAGUUCGCGUAAGAGAAAGCCAUGUGGGUCAGACAGCCAGAGACCAGCCCAGAGAGCCAAAGAAACUAAACCCAAUAAGCAAAAUCAAAUUGCGGUUUACAAGAAGAAAGUGGCCAAGAAGUUCAUUGACAGAUGGUCUGUCGAGAGGUACAAAUUGGCCGAGAAGAACAUGUUGAAAGUGAUGAAAGAACAGAACGCUCUCUUCGGAAACCCCAUACUCAGGUCUGAGUUAAGGUCAGAAGCUCGGAAGUUGAUUGGCGAUACGGGUCUCCUAGAUCAUCUGCUCAAGCACAUGGCUGGGAAGGUGGCCCCUGGAGGUCAAGACAGGUUUAGGAGAAGACAUAACGCAAAUGGCGCAAUGGAGUAUUGGCUAGAGAGUUCUGAUUUGGUGCAUGUACGGAAAGAAGCAGGGGUUCAGGACCCUUAUUGGACACCUCCACCAGGUUGGAAACUCGGCGAUAACCCUACUCAAGAUCCCGUCUGUGCCAGAGAAAUCCGCGAGAUGAGAGAAGGCUUAGCUAGUUUGAGAAGAGAAAUGGAGAAACUGGCGUCAAAGAAACAAGAGGAGAACCUUGCUAUGGUGACUACCCCAAGUUCUUGUGUCACAAGUCAGACCUUGGACCAUGAAAACUUGAUGAUUCCAGCAAAAGAAAUGUAUGCAGAGUUAUUGAAAAAGAAAGACCAGAUCGAGGAACAACUGGCAAUAGUUUCAGAAUCAUUGCACAAAAUGGAGGAAGACAUGGGAUGGCUACAGUCAACAAUGGAAGCAUACACUCCAAACACUAACAAAAACGAUUCAGAAGACACACUACCGCCUUUGCUAUUGGAGUCGCCACCGGCAAUUACCGAAGAAGAUGAAGACGCAAAGGAAGUGAACGAAGGAAAGCUUAUAACAGAGAUAACUCCAAACACAAACCCACCAGAAGAAGAAGAGGCAAAACCAGUGGGUGAUAAUAAGAUGGAGAUUGUCAGAAGCAGCGGAUUCAGAAUUUGCAGGCCUGUUGGAAGCUUCUUAUGGCCAAACAUGGCUGCUGUCUCUGUUACUACUGCCGUCUUUUCCCCUAACCCUACUACCGGUUUGGUUACUUCUCCUCCAAGUCAACAAUGCGAAACCCUACCCAUCCUUUCUCCUCCUCCUCUUAUCAAGCCCCUGGCUGCAAAGCGUCCCGUCCUUGUGGAUUUACCUGUCACUGUCGCUCGUCCGGAAAGUUCCAGAAACCUGAAUCAGACUUCUCCUUCAACCAUUAAAGCUGCAGCUGGAAACACAGCAGCGUCAGUUCUUACUUUCCCCGCAAGUAACCUCAAACCUUGAACCAAGAAUGCCCAGACGGAGGAGAAAAGCCAGCAGGUAAUUAGAAGCUUUUCACUUAUAGUAAAAAUUAAAAUAACCGAGAAAAAAAAAGAGCUAUUAAACUAAAGAAUAACAUACAUUUUCUUUCCAAAUUUCCCCUUACGAGGGAUUUAACUGCGUUACUUACUACGUACAUAUAGGGUUGAUUUGAUUCGGCUUUACUAAAGUAGAAAAAAAGAGAAGACUGAAACCACGAAGAAUUUUACGGGUGGGGAUUCUUGGAACAGUAAAUGUUCCGAUUUUGUGAAACGGGAAUCAG